UCAAUGGUGGACGUCGAGACGAAGUGAUCGAAAAAUCAAAGAACGGAUGUAUGUCUUUUAGUUUUUCUCGUGAUUUAGCUGCCUCGUGUCUGUAGUAUGCCGCUGUUUGGAAAGAAACAUGAUGCAGGAAAGAAACAGCAUUCGGAAGAUGUGCUGAGGCGGUACGAGUUUACCGACAAGACCCUUGGAACGGGUGCUUUCUCAGAAGUUAUACUUGCCAAGGACAAACUAGAAGCAGGCAAUUUUGUUGCAGUGAAGAUAAUAAACAGAAAUGGCUUGAAGGGAAAGGAAGAAUCAUUGGAAAAUGAAAUUCAGGUGUUGCGAAGACUUCGCCACCCAAACAUAGUUCAGCUGCUGGAUGUGUAUGAAGACAAACACAGAGUUUAUCUUGUAAUGGAACUAGUAACAGGCGGUGAACUGUUUGACCGAAUCGUAGAAAAAGGGAGCUACACAGAAAAGGAUGCCAGUCAGUUGAUCAAACAAGUAUUGGAAGCAGUAGAUUUUAUGCAUGAGAGAGGUGUUGUGCACAGAGAUCUAAAGCCGGAAAAUCUUCUGUAUUAUAGCCCUGCAGACGAUUCCAAAAUUAUGAUCAGUGACUUUGGCUUGUCCAAAACUGAAGAAUCUGGAACCAUGGCCACAGCAUGUGGAACUCCUGGAUAUGUAGCACCUGAAGUUUUGGCUCAAAAACCAUAUGGUAAAGAAGUGGAUUGUUGGUCUAUAGGUGUCAUAGCAUAUAUAUUGUUGUGUGGGUAUCCACCUUUUUAUGAUGAAAAUGAUUCAGAACUCUUCAAACAAAUUCUCAGAGCAGAGUAUGAAUUUGACUCUCCAUAUUGGGAUGAAAUCUCAGAGUCUGCCAAAGACUUCAUUAGGAACUUAAUGUGUAAAGAUGCGAAUGCCCGGUUUAGCUGUAAGCAGAGCUUAGCCCAUCCAUGGAUAUCUGGAAAUACGGCUCUAGAUAAAAACAUCCAUGCCUCUGUUAGUGCACAGAUUAAAAAUUUCCAGGCAAAAACAAAGUGGAAGAGAGCAUUCAAUGCUGCUGCGGUAAUUCGUCAGAUGAGGAAGCUUGCCAUGAACAAGGACGAUGCCACAUCACACCCAGCAAAUGCGACUUCAGCCUCCUAGAUAUCAUUGGUCUCGGCAGUCACCAGCAUUGGUCACAUUAUGUCAUAAGGUUCCAGCAGCAAAGAGGGUCAUUUCUGUUUCAAAGAUGCCCGGUGUUGCAAAGCGUAUGUGCAAAUUCAUCAGCACCAUGAGGCAACAAAGGUCAUAUGGUGUGAUAUCUUGUCUGCCCAGAAGAGAUUUGGAGUGACUUUUCUAAGGAAAUAUUUUUAACUUUUGUCACCAUUUUAAAUUUUAGUGUGUUUUAUCUGCACUCAUUGAUGGAUGUGAUGUGAUUUAUCAGCACUUAAUUUGAAUUUGAGAGUGGAAAGGAUUCAGUGUGUAUCAUUAUACACUUUUUGGAGAAAGGACAGAAGACCUCGGAAUUAAUGAUUUUUUUAGUAACUAUGGGGGAUUUCAGUUCACAUUUUUAAAUGUCUCACCUUUUUGAGUCUGGAGUAGACUUCUAUCUGGGUGGGCAUGGGUGAGGGAAUAGAUUAGGUUGUUUUUAUGCAAUUUAUUGUAAAAAUAAUUAAAUGCAACGCAAUUGAAAGUGCAAACUCUUAUCUGUCAACUCUGUUACUGCAAACAGUUCAUACCCAGUAGUUCCAUGAUAUAUGAUUGGAGAGGAUAUACGGACUGUAGAAAUGGUAGGUAUGGUUUGCAAGGUGUCACAAGAUGUGUGCAGUCUAUCUAUAUGCUUUUGGAUGUAUAUUGAUUGAGUGUGGUGUACAUGUACAUAUUGGUACACAGCUCAGUUGUUAUUUUGAAAAGUGUUUGUCUCUGUGAUACAUGGUACACAGUAACUCAGCUGUAGGCCUUAGCAUAAUGCAUGCCAUGGUUCUCCACAAUACACAGGUCCCAAGGUAAUUUAUCACGACACAUGAUUGCAUCCCUUGGUGCCUUGUGUUGUUGCUUUGAGGUACAUAAAUGAGAAUUUUUGGACUUUACAUAUUUACUAUAAAAUACUGUUAUGAAAGUACAUGUAUCCAAAAAGCAAAAAUUGUGAAUUGAUUAUUUCAGGGGCUUCAUAUGUAAUAAAGGACAUAUAUAAAGAACAGCUGCCAAAAGCUAGUGAUUUGAAAUGUUAAUGGUAAAGGAUAGUGAAGAUGUCUGCACCAUCCUGCAAAGCAAGGACUUCAUGGCACAAGGGGACAUCACUCUUUGCAUCAUGGAAGGCACUUAUAGGCUAAUGGCUGUGAAAAAUCUACCUGAAAACAUUUAAACUCCUGCUUCUUGUGAUUUUCCUCUAAUUCUGACGUCUUAGAUUUUGAUUUUCAUUCAGGAAGUAAAGGUUUGCACCACCAUCUGUUGUCCUGUCAUUACGUCAGUCAAUCAGUCCGUCGCAAGUUUUCCAGACCUGUUUUGUCAAAACUGUUCAUUGCCCUGAAUUCAGACUUGGUAAAUGGCUUCACCAUAACAAGUUACAGAUCAAGUUCACGUUUCGGACCCCUAUGUCACUUUUGGAGGAAAGUUUUGCUGUUUUUGUGUAAAUUUUUACUUGAAACAUCAAAUGGGCUCAUAUCAGUAGGGGACAUAUAAUACUUACAGAAUCAGCUGCAAAGACAUUCAUAUUGUUUUCUAGUCUGAAAGGUGCAAGACACCAGCAUAUUAUUCAAGGUGAACUGACUACAAUAAAAUUUCUCAAGUUAUCACUAGUUGUGAUUUAGCUAUGUUUAAUUACAUUUAGACCCUCCGGAAUCUUAUUAUUCAAGGUAUGGCUGACAGAUACAAUCAUAUGGAUAUGGCUCACAGUCAAGGUUCUUAAGAAGAAUUUUACUCCAUUUUCUCAUGAUUUAGAAUUUCUUAUUGUUAAAUAAUUAUUAUUUUCUUAUGCAUUAUACCAGAGCACAUCUAUUCUUAAGUUCCGUGGUAAUAUUGGGGUGGGGUGGGAAAUUGUUUUUUGAUGCAAAGGGGAUUUUCAUGGUUAAACAUCAGUGGCAUGACUGUCAUUUGAAUGUUCGUUUAUGUAGCAUUACUUAAAUUAUCUUAUUAUGUUUUCAGCUAAACUUUCAAUUGUCUUGGCAAAGGAUAUUUCAUAUGACUGCUAUAUUUGUUUAAAUCACACGCAGUACUUCUAAACCCCCAGGUAAAAGAAAAACUUAAUUGUAAUACCUGUCUGAGAAUCAAAUGCUUCUUGUCUUUCAAGCUGUUUUAUCAAGUAUAUUUUUCCCAGGAAAGCUAUGGCAAACUUAAACAUAAAAUUCAUAGUCAGUGUUUCUAAAUUCCAUUUACCUGUAUUCACAGAAAUAUGAAAGCAUCUGUACCUGUGGGAGUAUAUUUUUAUUCGGGCAGCUUUGAGAAGAUGCACUGCAUAUCACUUUUGGUCAUCUGUUUUCAUAGUGUAGGAAAACUGACUCAUUUGUUAUUAUUAGUUUUUUAUUUACUAGUUGUUUUUUUUAUGUUCAUAAUAGUAUUAUCUGCAUUGCCUUCAUAUUUUCAUUACAUAUCCACUCUUCAUGUAACACACAUCACAGAAAAAAAAUUAAAAUCCUAUGUUUUAUAAUUAAGAGUUGUAUAGAAAAAAAGACCCAAAUGUUACACAAAAUGAACAUUAUUUUAAAAAAAAAAUUGUCAAAGAAGUAAUUUUUGUAUUUUUAAAUGGCUUAGUGUACUAAUUUACAGAAAUUUUUUUAUCCUUGAGCUGUCUCGCAUCUCUGUUUACAUUCUCACUGUCUUUCAUUACAUCUACACUGCUACAAGCUUGAAGACACAUCCAAUGAAGAACUUGAGGUAUUACCAGAAACAACUGUCCUUACACCACAUGUUUAACUUUGAAUAUUUUUUAAAGAAAGAAACUAAGAAAGACUAAUUGUCAAAUCUGUUAUAGUUUGUUUUUGUUGAAUUACACAUAUCAGACCUAUUUAAGACCUGCACUAUUAAGAACAACUAUGAACAUUUAUGUAUGUUAAUGCCCUACUAGGUUUUUUGUCUAAACGGAAGUGUGAGAAUGGGCAUCGAGCCGAAAGAUAUUUGUGAACAACAUGUAUGGCAUGUAUCCAUGCAGCUUUAUUUCCCAGUUAGUCUUUCAGUCACUAUCACCCUAUACAUAGAGUGGGCUGUGCUAGCUGUGGGUGGGGUGUGUCUGUAGAAAACAUGUGCUAAUACAUGUAACAUCUGAUGAACAUUUUCUAGAGUUAAUCCUUCAGAGAGGCUGGCAUUGAAAGUUAUUUGACACAUUCCUGCAUUAUUGUUGUUGCACAAAACCUUUUUAUAUAUACAUUGAAUUUUUCAUAUGUCUGAACCAUGCAAAUUUACUUUUACAUUUGAGAUGUUUUUGGUAGUUAAGACAUUCGUCAUUCAUCAAUAUAUUGUCAUGGAAUAUUUGCAAUAAAUUCCUUUCUUGGAGACAUUCUGUCGUGAGAAAUACAAGCCUUUUUACAUUUUCUCAACUUUAUCUCAACCAUAAUAGAUUGGACCAAUGCUGCAAAGUUGAGGACUAGAUGAUGCAUAGUGUUCGUGGUAUAGACAUUUUUCUUUUUUAGAGUUCCUUAUCAGCAGAUAUCAGUUCCUGAAGAGUUCUGCCAAUGCAUUUGUUCAGGCUAAUGAGUUUAUUUUAUUAUUUUACACGAUGCCGGUAUGGUGUAGUUGGUAUGUUCAAAAUGUUCAACUGAAGACAUCCAUUCAGAAACUCAUGUAACCUUGAAGAUACCAGACAUGAAAAGGACCAAAGAAGUCUUGUUAAAGGUUAACAAGGAAUUAUGGGAAUGCCAAAUUUGUCCCAUGUACAAAAAAGCUGUGCCCAUUUUGGUAAUCUUAUCGUUUUCUAUGAUGCACAACAGUUCCAGUGGAUAUUGGUGCAUAUUUGCUGGUAAAUAGUACUAUUUACAAGCGCUACAACCGUACAGCAGAUUAAGGCAUGUUUCUACUCAGCUCGGAAUACUCUAGUUUUGGCCAGAAUUUUCCCAUUGACCUACAGAUGACAUCAAUAAUUCAUUUAAAUUGUCUUCUAUAUGUAAUAUACUACCAUUUAGAGUUCAUGUGAUUGUUAAAAACAUUAAGAAUUAAACAUGGAUUUAUUGUAUUAUUUAAAUUUACGUUUUGUUACAGUUUUCGCUUUUAAGAUCAAGAGAAUUCCUUUAAUGUUGGAAAGAAUUUUGUAUUCUGGUAUAUGACAAUAUUAUUUUCAUUUUUACCUCAGCAGCUUUUAUCCAA
Messenger RNA from Liolophura sinensis, 5253 nucleotides. RefSeq names its product calcium/calmodulin-dependent protein kinase type 1-like. Gene Ontology annotation, biological process: protein phosphorylation. The record is from RefSeq and is a predicted model, not a curated record. Gene Ontology annotation, molecular function: protein kinase activity; ATP binding. The coding region runs from base 97 to 1122 and encodes 341 amino acids. The transcript has 10 exons. Lineage: Eukaryota; Metazoa; Mollusca; Polyplacophora; Chitonida; Chitonidae.